AUGCCUCCAGAGGACAGAACGGAAGUUGAACAAACUUUUGAUAACCAUCAUGUUGAGAUAUCAUCAAGCAACGACAAACAUGACGCAUCCUUUAUCAUUAAAUCAUCCUUUGAAUAUCGCACUCAUUUGGUGGAUUUAGACGCCACGCCUAAAAGAAGUUUGCCUCAAAAAAUUCAAAAUGUUCCUCUUAUCUAUCCUUCCAUUACUUAUUUGAUUUAUUUUGGUCGAGUCGUAGAACAUUUGUUCCUCACGAUAUUAUUUGAUUGGACUACUAUUUUCUCACAUCCCAUUAAUUUCAUGUUGAUGUUCGUGUUCUUUCCCUUAGCUACUGUUGUUUUAUUCUUUCUUGAAUGUAUCUUAAGGUUCGUGUCUUAUGUGACCAAACCUUCGGUUAAUGAACCCUUGCUUAAAAAUUGGUCGAAAUUGAUACCAUCAUUACGGGAAAAUAUUCAACGAGGAAUAGAUGCUCUCGAUGUAUCCCCGCUGGAUCAAUGUAAACAUAGAAAAAAAUUUGACUUGGACAAAGCACAGACAUUAUUAUUCCUCUUAAAUAUGUUAUCCGAAAGGGAUGAGGGAAAGGUUAAAGAGGCUUUCGCUAUGUUGCACAAUAUGAAAGAUGUUUUAAAAAAAGAACCUGAUGACAUAAAUAAUGAAAAUGUGAAAAAAAUUUUCAAAGUUCUAAUGGAAAGUGAAGCGAAUAUAUGUAAACAAUUAGAUGAAUUGGAUAUUGAAUUUACUUCAAUUUCCGAAUUGAAUUCUGUCGGAGGUCCAUACGCUGGGAUGUUUUGGUCUGAAAAAAGGAAUUUCAUCGUCCGUACGGAUGCAAGGUCUUAUUUGUUUGGAGAGAUCCAUGAAGGAUUUUACAGUUCCCUAUUCCCUAUUGAUGAAUACGAUUCAGCAAGACUUGAUAGAAGAUGCCCGGCAACAAGAAUUAUUGAAGCCGUUCAUAAAAGAGCCGAAAAAAUUCGAGAACGAAACGCAAAGGACAAUGAUAUGGCAUUUGAAGAUACUUCAAAAGUUUCGGUUUGGAUUACCGGACAUUCUUUAGGAGGAGCCUUGGCAACUAUCUUUUAUUCAAGGUUAUUAAAAUCUCCUCAAAGCUUAAAUGAACAUUGUAUAAUAAGAGAUGGCACAACUUUUGCUAGCCCGUCAAUUGGGGAUAGUGAUUUCGCGGCCGAAUUUUCAUCAUUAUCUAAUCGAUCACCUAGCGAAUAUAAAACAAUGUGGAGAAUUGUUUGCGACAAUGAUAUAGUACCACGCGUUCCUCCAGGUCAUCAUCAUCCAAGGUUACGGAGAUUUACCAGUAAAGUUCAUAUCUUGAAUUAUUUUCAUAUUGGGGAUGAAGCAAGAUUUUAUCAAGACGGUAGUAAACCUAAUUCCAUGCGUAACCUGUUCGAUGAUGAUAAAGAUUUCUAUUUUAUUGAAAAAGGUUUAGACUAUAAUUGGAAAAGUUUGUUCGGUUUUUAUGAUCCCUUCGAUCACAAACCUAGAAAAAAAUCGUAUGUGGAUCCUAGAUAUGAUAACGUUACUUUAUAUUCUUAUGAAAAAUGGUUGCCCAGUUUCAUCCACAAUCAUUUGUCUCAUCGUUACCUCGUCGCUUUAGAAAAGUCAAGACCAUUUUUCAAGAGUUUGGAUGAUGGAUCUUUUAAUGUCUAA
Messenger RNA from Funneliformis mosseae, 1656 nucleotides. The record is from the annotation of a GenBank genome assembly. Lineage: Eukaryota; Fungi; Glomeromycota; Glomeromycetes; Glomerales; Glomeraceae.